This is a messenger RNA of Rotaria sp. Silwood1, 1146 nucleotides long. The record is from the annotation of a GenBank genome assembly. NCBI's taxonomy places the organism in Eukaryota, Metazoa, Rotifera, Eurotatoria, Philodinida, Philodinidae.
AUGGCAAAUGCAAACAAUUACUUAGAUCGUAUCGUAAAUGCUUCAUCCAUACUAACAACAGCGUCUACUAAUUACAACGUAUUGGGUGAUCGUAUUGGAACAAUUAUCUAUUCAAUAAUUUAUAUAUUGGGUUUUCUUGGUAAUACAUUUGCUCUUAUGACAUUUUCUAGUCGACGUAUGCGUCAAAUUUCAAGUAGCGUAUUUCUUCUUACAUUAUCAAUAAGUGAUAGUGUUGCACUUAUAACAUCAUUAUGGUUUUUUCUGGCUGAUGCCUUUUCAAUUCAGCUACAAAAUUAUUCAGCAUUAGCAUGUCGUUUUCGCACAUUUUUUGCUUAUGUUUUCAUGGAUUUAUCAUCGUGGUGUCUAGCAGGUUUAGCAUUUGAUAGAUAUUUACGUAUUCGAUUACCUAUAAAUUCAAAAAAUAUUUGUACACCACGUAAUGCAUUUAUAACGAUAUUAAUAUUUUUUCUUAUUUUAUGUGGUAUAAAUGGACAUUAUUUUUCACCUGGUAUUGGACAAGAGCCUAUUGAAAAUCGUACAGCACAUUGUUUAGAAAAUCGUGAGUCAUAUCCAAAAUAUUAUUAUUUUUAUAAAAUAAUUUGGCCAAAAAUUGAUAUGAUUAUUUUUUGUUUUUUACCUGCUUGUAUUAUGAUAUUAUGUAAUGUAAAUAUCAUUUAUCUUCGUAAAAAACAAUUGCAUCAGUUAGAAAAUUCAAAUAAUUAUGGAUCACAGAAAAAACCUACACAAAUAAAUAUUCAACAAACAUUAAAUGGUAUUUUACCGAUUCAAAAAUCAUUUAUAACACAUCGAAAAGCUAUGGAAAGACAAAUGUCAUUAAUGAUGGCAGCUUGUGUUAUUGUAUUUCUUUUUACAACAUUACCUGUAACAAUAUAUCUUAUUUUACUUGAACAACAUACUACAAAAAAUCAAAAUUCUGCACAAGACAAUGCCUUUUUUACAUUUGUAUUUCGUAUGCUUCGUGCUCUUAUGUAUAUUCAUUUUGCUUCAAAUUUUUAUUUAUAUUGUUUAACUAGUCGAAUAUUUCGUGCUGAAUUUAUUCAAACAAUAACAUGCCGAAAAUUCACUGUAACAUCAAAUUAUGAUCAAUCAACAAAUGUUGUACUUAAUAAAAUUUCUAAUUCAUAA